Molecule: messenger RNA, 4086 nt
Organism: Aspergillus versicolor CBS 583.65
Lineage: Eukaryota; Fungi; Ascomycota; Eurotiomycetes; Eurotiales; Aspergillaceae
Exons: 5
Coding region: 35-3922 (1295 amino acids)
Source: RefSeq, a predicted model, not a curated record
GUCUUCCCACAUUUUCUUGAGAUCUCUGGACGCAAUGCCAGCUCCACGUCCAGAGACGGCCCAAGGAGCCAAACCAUCGGACUGCAUUGAAAGGUUAUCUUCACUUUUAGAACAUGCACUCAGGGAAGGUAGGGUAGAUGAAGACUCUCUCCCCGGUCCCCACUACUCUUACUUGCUCCAUGAGCCCCCUCUAUUUGUCUUCUCAACUCCUUUGCUCAGAGCGCUGCUAGACGACGACCUGGUCAUUCCCCCAAAUACCGGCCAUCUAUUCUCUUUCAUCAACCAGCACAAAGAUAGGAUAGAUAUCGCUUUGGAGUCGAUUUCACUGAAAUGUCUCGCCUUAUAUCUACUUAGGUCACCUGCAAAUGAUGGCUAUGAACUUGGGCUACAAUUAUUGAUGGACGAACCAGAGUACAUUACUGAUUCCGACUCAUUGCGCUCCCCUUUGAAAUUCCAUGAGUCGGACGAUAUUUUACAACUAGCAGAGUUGAACUUAGUCCAGAAACUCUACACAAUAUUCACAAGUGAGACGGGAGAUCCACGAAUUCGGAGGAUGGCUGGAAAGGCUUUUGCGGAGAUAGUGUACGAUUGUCCGGGCCGAUACUGCCAGUGGCUUGAAAUGCUGAACAGAAAUGACCUAAGACCAGUUAUUCUUGCAUUGGAUAGCCCCGACUACAUACUGACGUUCUUCGCAACCGUUAUAAUUGGGGUCUUAUAUGACUUCGGUGCCAUCGAUAGAUUAGAAUGGGAACCAAAUGGGCCCCUCUCAAAAAGACUCUCGAAAGCGAUAAAUCACAUACAGAGCGAGAAGAACUCCGCCAAACAGUUCCAUUCCUAUAUUUGUGAAGAAAGGGAGAAUCUAGUCAACGUAUGUGGCAGAACUAGACUGGAUGGUACUUUGCCUAUAUGCUAUUUCAUAGGGCUAGAUGAGGAAUACACGAAGGGGCGCUCACGGAAUCCUGCACUACUUCUCUUUGAUGCCGAUAGGAUAGACUUGAUACAACCCAGAGGGGAUGUCUCUGGCUUGAAAAUCGACUACGUGACGAUCCGCCUAUCUCGCCGUACCCGAACUAGAUGCAUUUUCCCCAACGAGAAUGGUGGUCAGAAGGGGCAUAUAUCCCUGCAUAUCCAUGCAGAUGAUAUUAUUGAAGUCAACGACCGAAAGAAGGACCAGAAGGUUAUACAACUUAGUAUCACGUCCAGAGACGAUAUGGCCAAAAUACGGAAAGGAUUCGAGGCCAUUGGUAUUAGGUGUCAAACGGAUAUCAGAACAAGCCAGAGCAAUCGAAGAUCAUCAUCGAUCGUAAUCCCGCUGGGCACAGAUGAUGAGGUUUAUUUCAAGUCUUUCCAACCUUCUGAGGCACCAUCUCAGACCGUGAUGGAUUCGAAUCCGCACCAUAUCCGCUGGAUGGACGAAUCGGCGAACCCGAUAGACCGACCUGAUUACGUCGUAGAUAAUGCCCCGGUGGACUCUCCCCAGAGCAGUUUGACAGAGUUUACUCGGACUCCAACUUUUCGCGGGACCUCUUCGCCGAGGGUGCGAGAAGGUUCUCAUUCUCAACAGAAUAAUCCCGAAUUAUUCGCAAAGGGCCAGUGUAUGGGACAAGGGCAGCACGUUCCAAAUACCGCCACUAAGCCCGCGAGUAGCGAAGAACUAACAGACAUCUGCCCGGAAAACAGGCAGUCCAGAGAGAAACGGACAUCCCAAAAUGAGAAAGAGGUCAGCGAGAGCGGACCUGCCAGAAACACCCGGUCAAAGUCCUCCCUAAGUGAGAAAUCAGUGUGCAAAAAUACUGUAUUAAAACCAAUUCCAUCAAAUACUCAAGAAUCUCUUAUUUUCCCGAGGCGCCGCUCUAGGGGAAAGCUAUAUACGGCGCCAACUAAGACGAAGGUGGAUUGGGACGAAGACCUUCGAGAGAGUGACCGUUCUGUUGAACCAGAAACCCGAAAAGAUUCUGGGUUGACAUCAGUCUCUUCGGCCCUGUCAAGUGGAAUUGGAUGUGCUUUAAAUAAAAGCUUAAAACCAUGCAGUGCACUCUCUAUCCGAAGAAAAUCCGCAACUAAACCCAAGAAACGGGCUAAGACUGGAAGCAAAAGAAAGGAGAGGAGGCUUGUAAAAAGACGGGUCAAACUCCCAUUAUCAUCCCCCAAAAUUGUUCAGGAUGAUACCCGCCCAGGCGAUUCACGUGCGUUUGUUUUAGAUGGGAACAACAUGGGGAACAGAAACAGAGCCUGCAAGGAGGGAGGCACUGCCAAUGACCCUUCUCCACCGCCCAGAAGCACUGAUGGCACAAGCUAUCAUUCAAUAUCUCAAGGAUCUGACACUCGUUGCGGCGAAUCUACAAUGGAGACUACCUUCGAGGGCGACCAACAGUCUGGUUGGGAUAACCAAGGUAGAGGCCAGACAGUUGCGGAAAAGCUAAUUGCAGCCUUGAGAGGGAGUAGCACACCGGAGAAGCAGUUUGGCAACACAGAGCAUAGACCUGAGGCUGUUCAUGAACCUGGUGAGCCACUAAAUGACAUUUUGCACGGUACCCUGGACGCAAAACACAAGGAACGCAGCGAGGGUAUGCAAGACAUGCCAGGUUCUCAGGAAUCAAACGUGUGCAGAAAUGGGGCUGCCGGUGACGAGAUAUAUUCCAUUGAGACAUGCUCCGUUGACUCGCCAGAUGGAAACCGAAACAGCCCAUUGCGAAACGAAGCAGAUAAGGGCUGGAUUCUCCGAGAAGGAAAAUCCAUCUUUGAGACUGAAAGUGAAGAGUAUAUUGAAAGAGCCAUAUGGAUAUCUUCUCCUGCCGCAAGCUCAUCAGGAAAGCCACGGUCGAGAGAAUCGUCAUUCGAGUUUUACUUUACAGGGGCACCACCGAAGCCCUAUUGUACCAUUCCUGUCCACUCAGAGAAGGCUGCGUCGUCCAAUCUGUUCAAGCAAAUCUCUUGCGUCCCGGAAGAAACAUCGAAGACAGUAACCACCACAGCCGGGGAUGGAGCUGCUUUCUCGGCCACUGACGCUCUAAGAGGGUUCAUCAAAAAUGGCCCUGACCAUGUUGCGCAGCGCCUAGACUCGAGCUCCAAACCCAUUGUAGACAAUAAUGGAAGUCCUAGGUUUAUGCAACGAGAGAAAAAAGAACACAUUACACCAAAGCGCUGGAGCCCUUUGCUUGUUCAACAACAACCAACUGUGAAAAAAAUGAAAACAACGCGCCAGGGGGGUGACAAGAACGUAACCUUUUAUGAAAUGGAGUGGAACCAGUCAAAGAAUGAUGAUUCCCCGACCAUGGACAGCUCACCGAUCACGACUUACACGGAUUCUGACAUUCGCUCCAAGAAAGAGACACCAGGAACUUUUGAGCAGGCUAUUAAAGGAUCAAGCAAGGGUCACAACGCGGUGUUUCCAACUGGCACUGGAAGGAAUUCCCCCUUGAAAGAUCUCAAGCGCACUUCACCUGGUUUGUCCAAAAAUGGGGGACGGCAUGGAAGCUCCGAGAACAGAGAAUAUUCUCUGAAACCACCAAGUACCACAGCUGGCAAGCUACCAUUGGAGAGAAAUAAUUCGGAACGAAAGGUGGCGUGCCAGCAGUCAGAAGACGCUGCCUGCGAAAUUGACUGGCAAACAUCACUGCAGGAACUCCACAGGUCAAUGGAGCUGACACUGAUCAAUAACAACAAACACCUAUCCCGUCAGAUUGAAAGUGAGAGGACCACCGUUAAUAGAGUGUUGAGCACAUAUAAACAGCAGUGUAAUGCUGUCCUUGAUCAACUCUUCGACGCGCAAAUGGAGCGUAUAAGGCUAUGCAAACAACAGAUGGACUCCAUCAAACAACAGCACGCAGAUGUUUGCCAAGGGCUCAUUCGUUGUCUGGAGGAGAAUGAAAGGAGUUUGACAACUGCGGAAGGAAAUGAGGGCAACUCGAUGCAUGACUAGUAGUUCUCUGCCGCAGGAGGUUGUGCGACAUGGUAUUGAAGAGCGCAGUGUUUUCUUGUAGUUUUACUUGAACCAGCAUAUAUCUAUUUGAGCGCUCAGGCCUCCCGAGGGACGCAAGGAGGUAACUCGCGGAUCCGCCAUACUGAGAGAACGGAUCAACGGAC